AACUAACAGAUAUGAAAUUAUAGUAUACCUUGAUUUGCAAUGGAACUCAUAUUCUAUAUUGAAAGGUGAUGUAACUAAAUGUAGUUUCAAAUAUAUCUUAUGUUAAUCGAUUGGGCUGCUUCCUCAUUUGCAAAUAUCAUGGUUGGACACCUAUAUUGAUUCCUAGCAUAGCUGGUGUGCUCCUGUUCAUACCAGGGGCAAGAUAGCUGAAUUGACACUCGUUUGCCUUGUUUUAAGUAUUUUUACAUACAGGGUUAUGCCCACAGGUCACAGGAAACCAGUGUUUCAAAAGAAAAUCUGAUCGCAUGGCAAGAUAACACAACCAUCCCAAACAAGCGUGUGAGUGCCUGAGGCUUUCUGCUCCUGCCAGGAGUGCAUAGUUUUUUGAUUGGUAAGAACUGCCAGAUGACGCUUCAUGAAUUAUAAACGCAACAAAGACUCAGGAGCUCAAUAAAAACCUUCCACCCAGCAGUCUAGGAGGCUAGAGAAGGAAAGUUAAGCAACGGCAGGAAAUGGCUCUGGGAGUUCCGAUACCAGUCUAUCUUUUGUUCAAUGCAAUGGCAGCAUUGGCUGAAGAGGCAGUCAUGACAACGCCUCCAGUCACAGUCCAGCAAAGCAACCGCACAGUUAACAAAACAGCAGCUGACUACAUAGAAGGACCCAUGGCCUUGAAGUUCUCACGCCCUUGCCUGGAAGACCAUAACAGUUACUGUAUCAAUGGUGUUUGCCUAUUCCACCCAGAGUUGGAGAAAAUCAUCUGCAGGUGUUUCACUGGGUAUACUGGAGAAAGAUGUGAACACUUGACCUUGACUUCAUAUGCUGUGGAUUCUUAUGAAAAAUACAUUGCAAUUGGGAUUGGCGUUGGAUUACUAAUAAGUGGUUUUCUUGCUGUUUUUUACUGCUACGUAAGAAAGAGGUGUCUCCAGUUAAAGUCACCUUACAUCUGUUAUGGAGGAAGACCACUAUGAGACUUCAAUAAGGAACUUCCAUCAAGAGAUCCAGACAAAUCACUGGGCCCCAACCUAGAAUCUUCAAAUGAAACAACAAAAUUUGCCAAGCUGUCAAGAGUUGAAAAUAAUGGAAGUUGGGAUUGAAGUGAAAUGAGAGGAUAAAAUUCAACAUUGGUAUUUAAAUUCUACCCUCUCUAAGGUGCCAUGGAAUCCAAA
Messenger RNA from Ochotona princeps (American pika), 1166 nucleotides. RefSeq names its product epithelial mitogen (gene EPGN). Bases 513 to 968 code for a protein of 151 amino acids. Gene Ontology annotation, biological process: positive regulation of cell population proliferation; epidermal growth factor receptor signaling pathway; positive regulation of mitotic nuclear division. The record is from RefSeq and is a predicted model, not a curated record. NCBI's taxonomy places the organism in Eukaryota, Metazoa, Chordata, Mammalia, Lagomorpha, Ochotonidae. The transcript has 5 exons.